AGAACACAUACCUCGCGGAGCUUAUAUGUGAGGCUAGCCUUGUCAUUUGGGACGAGGCACCUAUGACUCAUCGCCACGUGUUUGAAGCGGUUGACCGCACCUUUCGGGAUAUCCGUUCAAAGGUUAAUCCGGAUGUAUCCUCAGCAUGUUUUGGAGGGAUCACAAUGCUUCUUGGAGGGGAUUUCAGACAAGUUAUGCCAGUGGUUCCGAAGAAGGGAAGGGAAGAUAUUGUAGGUGCAAGUAUUAGCAAAUCCUUUUUAUGGGAUGAUUGUACCGUUUUUAACCUGGUUGAGAACAUGCGGAUUGAGAGAGAUGUCCCUCCAGUGACAAUUGAUGGAAGAAAAGUGCCUUUUCGUAAUUGGGUAUUAGCACUAGGCGAUGGAACUGAGCAAACAACUAAUUUCGAUGAUGACAUGGAACCUUCAUGGAUAAAGAUCCCUGCAGAGGUCUAUCUAAAAGCCGGUGACGAUCCACUACAAACAAUGGUAAACGAAAUUUAUGGCCACCUCGGUGAACAGCAUGUGCACAUGGAAUAUAUUCGUGACCGAGCAAUAUUAACACCCCUGAAUGAAUAUGUCGAGGCUGUCAAUAAUGAGGUGUUGCAUAGACUACCUGGAGAGUUGAAAAUUUAUAGAAGCUAUGAUAGUAUCUGUAAGGCAGCUUCCACGCCAGUUGACGAGGUUUUAUACCCUCUGGAAUACCUCAACUCUUUAAAAUUCAGCGGCCUUCCGAAUCACGAGCUCCAAGUGAAGGUCGGUUCUCCUAUAAUGUUGCUGCGGAACCUUAAUCCAAAAAAGGGCCUAUGCAAUGGUACUCGACUCAUUGUAACAAGAUGUUACAACUUCCUGCUGGAAGCAAGAAUUAUGACGGGUAAUAAGAUCGACGAUAUUACAUAUAUACCAAGGAUAAAUAUGUGCCCGGCUGACAAGACGUUUCCGGCAAUGGUGAAAAGAAAACAGUUCCCUAUAGCUGUUUGCUACGCAAUGACAGUGAAUAAAAGCCAGGGCCAAACGGUAAAAAACGUGGGACUUUAUUUACCUAAACCAGUUUUUAGCCAUGGCCAGAUCUACGUCGCAGUAUCAAGGGUUACCUCACCACGGGGGCUAAAGAUUCUGUGUGUGGAUGAAGAUGUUAAACAGGCGGGCUAUACCAAAAAUAUUGUGUACCACGAGAUAUUUGACAAUUUGAUGCCAGCACAGACCGGUGUACAAACAUGAAUACCAUGCAUGAACGUGGCAGGCAUCCAUUGUCAACAAAAAUAUAAAACUGACUUUGUUGGCCUAAAACACAUGUUUGCCAGGCACAUUUAAUACAAAAAGAAGGGCGAACCUCCCGGAAAUCAGAUUGAACAUUUUGCACAUUCCCUGUGUUACACUGACCAUUUGCACAUUUAAGUUGGAUUGAGUUAAGGUCGUCAUUACAUUCAUUCAAAAUAUUAUUUGAGAGUAUGGGAAUUACUUUUAGUGGUGAUAUGUUUGUCUGGUUGUUUAUGAUUAGCGUUCUUAUUGGUUGCGACAACUGGGAUUAUUUUAAGAUCUUUGUUUUUAUAAUGAAAAGUUUUGA
Messenger RNA from Daucus carota subsp. sativus, 1563 nucleotides. RefSeq lists its product as uncharacterized. The transcript is spliced from 2 exons. Bases 63 to 1217 code for a protein of 384 amino acids. Gene Ontology annotation, biological process: DNA repair; DNA replication; telomere maintenance. The record is from RefSeq and is a predicted model, not a curated record. Gene Ontology annotation, molecular function: DNA helicase activity. Gene Ontology annotation, cellular component: replication fork. NCBI's taxonomy places the organism in Eukaryota, Viridiplantae, Streptophyta, Magnoliopsida, Apiales, Apiaceae.